UCUGUACAUCAGUGUCCGACGAACAUCAUUGAUCAAGAUGAGGCCUCUGGUUGUCGUCCUUCUGUGUCUGGUGGUCACCGUGUCCAGCGACGUUGUCGUUUCUGACUGUACGGCGACAGAGGCGGAGAUUGAAGCUGUUGGCCAAGUGGUGUUCACUUAUGGCAAAGACCUGACUGAUGAAGAAAAAACAGGGAUAGCUUUCACCGUCAUCAACAGAGUGGCCAAUCCUCACUUUCCCAAUACCACGUUAGAAGUAGUUAACUGGCAGAGAAACACGCCAAGAAAGACGAAAAGAGCCUAUGCCAAACUGACAAAGAUUUGGCACGUCAAUCAGUGGACUAGCGCUAAAAGUGGCAACACUGAUGAGUACCAGACGGCCAUCCGCGUGUCACGUGACGCUCUCUGCGGACAGGCGAGCGACCCGACAGGGGGUGCCACUGAUUUUGCGUCUCAACCAACCCCACGAGUUUUCCACGCUCCGCCAAAUUACAGGGCGGCUGAACUUGGAGCUCAGUUGGGAAACAUCUACGUCUUUAAAAUUCAACCAAACGUUAACGGUGGCGGUAGGGGAGGGCGCAGACAACAUGGCGGAGGCAGGGGAGGACACGGCAGGAGAGGACAGGGAGGAAACCGAGGAGCACCCGGUAGGAGGGGACCAGGAGGACGUCGUGGAAGACCUGGCAGGAGGGGACCAGGAGGACGUCGUGGCCAGAGAGGAAGACAGGGAGGAGAGGGAAAAUAAGGUCUCUCACAAUCAAGGAGUGGGCACAGUUCAGAUAGAUUUUAAGACGUCCUGACCGAACCUAGCUGAAUUUAUUAUCACCAGAUGUGUUUAGCUAGGUAAACAUGGCGGUUCCCUUUUACAGGUCGCUUAUUUGUAUAUGGCGUUUCUGAUGAACGGAACGAGUUGCAAUAAUCCAAAUAAAACACACUGAACAAAC
Messenger RNA from Liolophura sinensis, 941 nucleotides. RefSeq lists its product as uncharacterized. Gene Ontology annotation, molecular function: hydrolase activity. The record is from RefSeq and is a predicted model, not a curated record. The transcript has 3 exons. The coding region runs from base 38 to 742 and encodes 234 amino acids. NCBI's taxonomy places the organism in Eukaryota, Metazoa, Mollusca, Polyplacophora, Chitonida, Chitonidae.